Ostertagia ostertagi is the source of this 927-nucleotide messenger RNA. The record is from the annotation of a GenBank genome assembly. Lineage: Eukaryota; Metazoa; Nematoda; Chromadorea; Rhabditida; Trichostrongylidae.
AUGAGAUCACCGCGAGCACUGUUUCUGUUGUCUAGAAGGAGGAAUUCCUAUAUCACAACACCAAUCUUCUACGCCAAUGCUGCGCCCCACAUUGGUCAUCUCUACACUGCUGUGCUGUCUGACGCUGCUAAUCGUUGGCAGAAGUUGAAAGAUCCAGAUGGCGUUCAUACCUUCGUCUCAGGUACUGACGAACAUGGAAUCAAGAUUUUUCGUGCUGCUCAGAAGGCGCAGAAGGAUCCUUUGAAGUUCUGUGAUGAAAGUUCCAAGAGUUUUCGCAAUCUUUUCGAUACAUUUGGGAUCGAGACCACAGAUUUUAUUCGUACUACAGAGGAUCGUCACAAGCGGUGUGUGGAAUAUGUUUGGAAGAGACUCUAUGAUAGAGAUUUCAUUUACAAAGAUGUCUACUCAAAUUGGUAUAGCGCUGUGGACGAAUGUUUCUUCUCUGAAAGCGAAGUUGAAGAUUCGCCAAUAGGAAAGGUAGUGAAAGGCACAAGCCAUCUCGUUGAAUGGGUCGAAGAAGACAACUAUAUGUUCCGGUUAUCGUGUUUGAAAGAAGAAGUGAGGCGGUGGCUUCUAGAAUCACACGUCAUCCAACCAAAGCAUUAUCUGCCACAUGCAUUGCACUAUCUCGAAUACGAAGGCGAUUUGUCAAUAUCUCGUGAUCGGUCAAGGCUUCCAUGGGGUAUUCCGGUUCCAGGAGACAACUCUCAGACUAUUUAUGUUUGGAUGGAUGCUUUGAUGAACUACCUCUCUGUCGUUGGCUAUCCUGGUACACUGAAGGCAUGGCCACCUUCAUGGCAAAUCCUUGGGAAAGACAUAUUAAAAUUUCAUACUUUUUACUGGCCAGCCUUUCUAAUAGCCAUGGAACUUCCUUUGCCGGAGAAAUUAUUUGUGCACGGGCACUGGUUGAUUGACAAUGUCAAGGUU